Molecule: messenger RNA, 540 nt
Organism: Paraglomus brasilianum
Lineage: Eukaryota; Fungi; Glomeromycota; Glomeromycetes; Paraglomerales; Paraglomeraceae
Source: the annotation of a GenBank genome assembly
AUGGAUUCGGUACGAAAUUGUCCGCUGUGUUCGUCCGCUUGCUCAUAUCCUUUUGGAGGUUCAGACUUUGAGGACUUGAUGACGACCGAUUCUUUAGAGACGAACGGCAGUGCAGCCGAGGCGAUAAAUGUGAUAGAAGACUCCCAAUCUAGCGAUAUAAUAGCGGAGAUAACAGCAACUACUUCGCCAGAGUCUCUACAACCGAUAACACCCAAAGAAUUUACAGAUAUCCCCAUCUUCGAUGGUGACUUAUCGGUAAAUAUCGAUCUCCUAACACUGUUAGGAGCCACUCCGUUACCGGAUUCGGUUGAAGGAUCUUCGGAGUCUUGUGUUAAACUAUUCGAUGAAUCUUUUUUGAAGGAAUUUGGUAUUAAUUUAUUAGAGCCUGCGCAUUUCAUCGAAGGACACGAAAGUACGCCGUUUGUGUCCGAGGAUCAGCGCAAAAUGCAAGAAGGAUCCAUUAUUGAAAGCUUUGAUUUUGGUUUGGACAAUGUGAACAUGAACACUGAAGACGAGAGUGUCUCACUAGAGUUGCCAUGA